UUCCUCUCCCGAUCCCAUUUUCUCUCUCUGGCGACUUCUAGGGCUACAGGCCGCCGGCCGCUGGCCGUCGGCAACACGCACGGCUUCCUCGACGAGUGUUGGCUGCCAGUGUUCCACGUGUGAUCGUCUUCAGCACGCUCUCCAUCGACGACGAGUGAAGCAGCAACCAUCAAAGAUCGAGUAACAUCUUUCAUUCGUUGCACAGUGAAACAGCAACCAUCAAAGAUUGGGGAACAUCCUUGAUUCGUGGCACACUUGCACAGGAAAAAUGUCAACUGCUGUCCCAACCGAAAGUAGUAAGCCUAAGAGGAGGAAUGCUCGUGGGAAUCGGACUGACCCUGGCUGGGAGCAUGGAGAAGAAGUUGAUGCUGAGAAGAGGACAACAAGAUGCAAAUAUUGCCUUCUAGUUAAAGGUGGAGGUGUCUACAGACUGAAGCAUCACUUGGCUGGGACAAGGUUUAAUGUCGAGCCUUGCGAAAAAGUUCCCGAUGAUGUUCGAAAAAAGUUUCUCAAACUUCUGGGGGUCCAAGCAGAGAAGAAUGAUGCAAAGAAGAGGAAGUUUAACACAGAAAUGGAGGAGACGGGUGCAUGUUUGAAGGAGAAUACUCCUGCUGAUAACAAUGAAGAUGAGGCUGCGACAAAUCGUUUCGCUAACAAGCGCAGAGCCCAAAUAACGGUGAAUCAGUUUUACAAGAAAGAAGAGAGAGAAGAGGUUUGUGCUCAAAUUUGUCGGGUCUUCUAUACCAAUUCUAUCUCAUUUAAUGUUGUCAAGGACCCAGAAUUUAUAAAGAUGGUUGAAAUGAUUGGAAACUUUGGUAAAGGUUUUAAACCUCCAUCAUAUCAUGAAGUGAGGGUAAAAUUUCUCAAGCUGGAAGUUAAGAGAACAAUGAAUUUGCUCUCUGAACACAAAGAAGAGUGGAAAAAGACAGGAUGUACAAUUAUGUCUGAUGGAUGGACAGAUAAAAAGAAAAGGUCCAUCUGCAACUUUUUAGUGAAUAGCCCCAAAGGUACUGUCUUUCUCGCCUCAGUCGAUACUUCUGACAUUUCCAAGACAGCGGACAAAGUGUUUGAAAUGUUAGAUGAUAUUGUUGAGCAAGUAGGAGAAGAUAAUGUUGUUCAAAUUGUAACGGACAAUGCCGCUAACUAUAAAGCAGCUGGUGAGCUAUUGAUGGAAAAGAGGAAAAAAUUAUUUUGGACUCCAUGUGCAGCUCAUUGUAUUGAUUUAAUUCUUGAGGAUUUUGAAAAGAAAAUUAAGAUGCAUCAGACAACCAUUACAAAGGGCAGAAAAAUCACCACGUAUAUUUAUUCUAGAACAAUGGUUCUUUCUUGGUUGAGAGAGUUCACUGGAGGGAAGGAUUUAGUUAGGCCAGCAGUGACAAGAUUUGCUACUGCCUAUUUGACUUUGGGUUGUCUGCAUGAGCACAAGGGCGCAUUAAUCAAUAUGUUCACUUCAACAAAGUGGAGGGGUAGUAGAUUUAAUUCUGCAGAAGGGAAGGUCGUUCAAGGAAUUGUUUUGGAUAGCCGUGGGUUUUGGCCUAAUGUUGCCACAUGUCUGAAGUCUGCACUCCCAAUUAUAAAAGUUCUUCGAUUGGUGGAUUCAGAUGAGAAGCCAGCAAUGUCGUUCAUCUAUGAUGAGAUGGAUCGUGCAAAAGAUAAAAUAAAGCAAAAUUUUAACAAUGUGAAGAAAAGCUACAAUCCAAUAUUUAAUAUAAUUGAUGAGAGAUGGCGUACACAACUUCAUAGGCCUUUGCAUGCUGCUGCAUAUUAUUUGAAUCCACAAUGCCACUAUAGUGAUAAUUUCAAGCCGGCUGAAGUAAAACGUGGCCUGUACACUUGUCUUGAAAAGAUGGUUCCAGAUUUAGAUGAAAGAGUCAAGAUAGAUCUGCAGAUUGAUUCAUUUAGGAGUGCCAAGGGCCUAUUUGGAAUGCAAUCGGCUAUUAUGACAAGAACAAAAAAAAGGCAGCUGAUUGGUGGGAUUCGUAUGGAGAUGAUUGCCCUGAGUUGCAGAGGUUUGCAAUCAGAGUACUGAGCUUAACUUGUAGUUCGUCAGGUUGUGAGCGGAACUGGAGUACAUUUGAGCAAGUUCACUCAAAGAAAAGAAAUCGUCUGCACGAAGAUAGGAUGAAUGAUUUAGUUUUUGUCAUGUACAAUUCCAAACUGAUGAGCAGACAACGCAGAAGGCAAAGACAGGUUGUGGAAUAUGAUAUUGAUGAUGUCUCUUCUGAUGAUGAAUGGAUAACUGAAAAAGAAGAGCCUGUCCUUCCUCCACAAAAGGAAUGGAUCCGUUCUCUUGAGAGGAUUGCUCAUAACGAAGCUGCUAUGGACAAAGAAAAUGAAAGUAACAUUGAAAAUGAUGUAGAAAAUAUUGUCAACAGCCUGGCUGAAACACAUAUGAAAAGUUCUUUUGAUGAAGCAAGUUUAUUAUUCUUCCAUGUUCCUUUUACAUAGUUACUGACUAUUAUUUUGGAUUUUUCAUAGGUGAUGGUGAUCUCGGGAUGGAUCAAGAUCUUGAUGCACCUACUUAUGAAGAUGCUGAUGGUGAAAACAACAAUACCAGCGAGCAAAAUGUUCUUGAUGGCAACAAUUCAGGACCUUCCUCGUACUGUGUUGGGAGUUCUAGUGGUACAAUACCACCUAUGAAUGAGGACGAUGAUAUCAACUUAGACGACUUGUACUGAUUAAGUUGGCUUCUAUUUCUAGUUGGUUAAAAUCUUUGUGCUUGUCGAAAAUUUGGAUUGGAUGCCCUUUGUUUGCUUUUGGACAUGUCAGUAUGCCACUUUUAAUUUGAGGUUCAGAAUAUUUUGAUAUUUAUU
Messenger RNA from Triticum aestivum (bread wheat), 2813 nucleotides. RefSeq lists its product as uncharacterized. The record is from RefSeq and is a predicted model, not a curated record. The coding region runs from base 269 to 2029 and encodes 586 amino acids. NCBI's taxonomy places the organism in Eukaryota, Viridiplantae, Streptophyta, Magnoliopsida, Poales, Poaceae. Gene Ontology annotation, molecular function: DNA binding. The transcript is spliced from 5 exons.